AUGCAUCAGAUGAAUAAGAAAGAUUCAACUUUGCCUUACCUUAACACUAGCAUCUCAUGGGGAGUGGCUCCAAAUGAUGCAAGGCCUGAACAUAUGCAGCAAACCACAAAGCAAAUCAGUUUUCAAGACCAGGAUUCAUCUUCAAGUCAGUCCACUGGUCAGUCUUACACUGAUGUUGCAAGUAGUGGAGAUGAUAAUACUCCUUCCAGACAAAUCUCCUUUUCAACAAAAUCAGGAUCUGAAGAAACUCAGCAGAAAGGGUUUGCAACUCAUCCGAAAUCAAGCUCCAUGACCGGACUCCCUAGUAUACACUUUGCUCCAACGCAGGCUAAUUUCUCUUUUCAGUAUGUUGAUCCACAUUAUGGUGGUAUGUUAGCUGCAACUUAUCUACCACAGGCACAAACAUGCAACCCUCAAAUGGUGGGUAUGGUUCCUGGUCGAGUUCCGUUACCAGUGGAGAUCACUGAGACUGAGCCAGUCUUUGUCAAUGCGAAGCAGUACCAUGCAAUCAUGAGGAGAAGGGAGCAACGUGCCAAGCUUGAGGCUCAGAACAAGUUAAUCAAAGCCCGGAAGCCUUAUCUUCAUGAAUCUCGACAUGUUCAUGCUCUUAAAAGACCAAGAGGAUCCGGUGGAAGAUUCCUAAACACCAAAAAACUCCCUCAAGAACAGGCUGCUGCUAAAGAACAAGAACAUGACAAGUUGGUCGAACAGGAAAACAAAAGGGCAAACAUGUCUAGAUUUGAAGCUCAUAUGCUGAAUCACAACAAAGACCGUAACUCAACCACCUCUGGCUCUGACAUUACAUCUCUUUCUGACGGCCCUGAUGUCUUCGGACACACUGGAUUCCAGUUUUCAGGUUUCCCAAUCCCAACUCAGACUAACCGAGCUAUGCUUGUUCAUGGUCAAUCCAAUGACAUGCAUGGAGGUGGGGACUUGCACCAUUUCUCUGUCCAUAUCUGA
Messenger RNA from Eruca vesicaria subsp. sativa (arugula), 960 nucleotides. Lineage: Eukaryota; Viridiplantae; Streptophyta; Magnoliopsida; Brassicales; Brassicaceae. The record is from the annotation of a GenBank genome assembly.